AUGUCACACAAAAAUCAAGAGAGCAAUGAAAAUGAUGAUGAAGAAGAAGCUACAAGUGAAGAUGGAGAAGAUGAAGGAGAAGCUGAGGAAAAGGGGGAAGAUGUAGGAGAUGAUGAAGAACACACUGAAGAAAAAGAAGAAGAAGAAGAUUAUAACAUUUUUAUUGAGAUUAUGGAAUGUAAAAGUGCAAGAGAUAUACGGGAUGAGCUGGACAGGAAAUAUGGAAAUACCCAAGAGAAAAAGACUGCCACUCGAAAAGCUCCAAGCUCAAAUGAUCAGGUAGUGGCCAUUCAUGAGCUAACAAAUUUAGCAGAUGAAGAGCUUGAUGUUACUAAACCUUCCGAGUUGUUCAUAAAACAUACUCGUUAUGACCUCUUCAACUCCACAACCCUUAAGCAAAUGGGGUAUGACAAGAGUGAUCAGGGUUGGUACCUAAAAGGAGGAAGACCUCAACGAGCACCAGUAGGUGUACCUCCUCCUCCUCCUCCAACUCAAGACCAAGGACCUUCUGCAGAAAUUCCCUUUUGGCCCAUGCCCUUUUAUCGUGAAUUCUCCACCUUCAAUAGGGAUAUGAGCUCAUCCCGAGGUGAUGAUCCUAUGUACACUAGUUCGCCCCCUCGAAGUGAUGAUGAAGAUACUGAGGAAAGUGAAGAAGAGGAAGGUGAUGAAGAUGCUGAAAAGGAUAAUGAUGAUGAUGCUAAUAACUGA
Molecule: messenger RNA, 708 nt
Organism: Malania oleifera
Lineage: Eukaryota; Viridiplantae; Streptophyta; Magnoliopsida; Santalales; Ximeniaceae
Product: nuclear polyadenylated RNA-binding protein 3-like
Exons: 4
Coding region: 1-708 (235 amino acids)
Source: RefSeq, a predicted model, not a curated record